Molecule: messenger RNA, 9129 nt
Organism: Dunckerocampus dactyliophorus (ringed pipefish)
Lineage: Eukaryota; Metazoa; Chordata; Actinopteri; Syngnathiformes; Syngnathidae
Gene: adcy3a
Product: adenylate cyclase 3a
Exons: 21
Coding region: 1001-4354 (1117 amino acids)
Biological process (GO): cAMP biosynthetic process; adenylate cyclase-activating G protein-coupled receptor signaling pathway; intracellular signal transduction
Cellular component (GO): plasma membrane
Molecular function (GO): adenylate cyclase activity
Source: RefSeq, a predicted model, not a curated record
UUCCAGUUUAUAGUUGAACAAUGCCAAUUCACUGUUUUUGUCUUAUCUACUUGUCUUUUUCUAUUUACAGCAGUGCUAUCCAGCAGACUGCCCUACUGAGACUGCUGACCCGGAUAAGAGGAAGAAAAUGGAUGGAUGGAGUUAUUAUUAUUAUUAUUAUUAUUAUUAUUAUUAUUAGUAGUAGUAGUAGUAGUAGUAGUAGUAGUAUUUAUCAUAUACUGUUAUUACUUUAUUAUUUAUUUAUGCAUGUUUAAUACACAAUUGUCAAAAAAAUAUGUAUACAAGUAUACUGUGUACUUGACCGCGCUAAAAACACGUUUUAUUUUGAAAGGACCGGAACUAGUGUUUGUAAUACUUUGCAUCUUUUUGACGAAGCUGCGGAAAACACCCAAGCCAAAAGAAAAACGCCGAUUUUAUGUCGAGGCCACUUUUAAUGUUCCACUUCUUUAUUCCCAGCAGACAGAGAGUGACAUUUUUUGUAAUUCCUGCCUUUGAUACAACAUUCACGGAACAACGAAGCACCAAUUCUACACACGGCCAUGUGAGGCGCAACGAUGGAAAGCCAUCUUGCAAAAAAACGUCUGGUCCAGCAGGAUGAGGAAAAGCGAGGAGGCCAUUCUGUCAUCUGGCCAGCUGCACUCGAGUUAUGGAAGGUGCCCACUCAGACCGGUUACAUCACCGUGGAGUGCCACUAUGGAAAUGAGCCAGUGACACGGUCACAUUGCUGAUGCUGAAUGUGGAAACGAGACAAUCUCUGGAUCAUGUCGCUGAAGAGGUGUGGCCAGCCUGCGGAGACGACACAGGACUGACUCCCGACGCCAACAAAUCCAAGCAGUGAGCACGGGCGCAGCAAUGUAAGCAGAUCUGCAGAAGCGAGUGUUUCCGUACACCUACGCGGAGAGACCAUGCAUCCCAGAAUUUGAUUUGCCGCCGUGACAAAACAAGCAGGUGUCAAGUUGGACAAAGAGCAGGCAGGAACCGCCGACUCUGAACGUCCAGCAUGCCUCGCAACCGAGCCUUCUCCGAGCCCGAGUACUCAGCCGAGUAUUCCGCAGACUGCUCCGUGACUCUGCCCUCUGACCCCGGUCAGGCAGUGGGACGAACGCAUGAGGUCACGGUGAGAAGCUCAGGAUGCUGCCUCUGCCUGCCCCGAUUCAUGCGCCUCACCUUUGCGCCAGAGUCACUGGAGAACCUCUACCAGACCUACUUCAGGCGCCAAAGACACGACACCUUGCUGGUUCUCGUUGUGUUUGCGGCGCUCUUCGACAGCUUCAUCAUCGUCAUGUGUGCAGUGGUCUACACCAGCGACAAACUGGCGUCCGUCUUGGUGGCGUCAGCUGGACUGCUUGCCGACGUCGUCCUCUACCUGCUGUGCCGAUUCGGGCUGCUGCCGGAUCGGAUCUCGAGGCGGGUGGUGCCCUACGCCCUGUGGGUGCUCAUAGCGGCCCAAAUAUUCUGCUACUUGGGUCUGAACUAUGCCCGCUUUCACCAGGCCAGCGACACGGUGGGCUGGCAGGCUUUCUUCAGUUUUUCCUUUUUCCUAACGCUGCCAUUGAGGCUGACUCCCAUUGUGCUCAUUGCCACUGUCACCUGCGGGGUACACACCCUGGUUCUGGGGGUCACCAUCGCCCAGCAGCAGCAGGAGAACAUCCACGGGGCAGCACUUGGAAGACAGCUCCUGGCCAACAUUGUGAUCUAUGUUUGUGCGAUCACCGUGGGCGUCAUGUCCUAUUACAUGGCCGACCGAAAGCAUCGGAAAGCCUUUCUGGAGGCAAGACAGUCCCUCGAAGUGAAACUGAACUUGGAGGAGCAGAGCCAGCAACAGGAACGCCUGCUCCUGUCCAUCCUUCCAAAGCACAUAGCUGAUGAAAUGCUGCAGGACAUGAAGAAGGAGCCCAGUCAGAAAGAGAUGCAGCAGUUUAACACCAUGUACAUGUACAGACAUGAAAAUGUCAGUAUUUUGUUUGCAGACAUCGUCGGCUUCACCCAGCUGUCAUCGUCAUGCAGUGCUCAGGAGCUGGUCAAACUACUCAAUGAACUCUUUGCUCGAUUUGACAAACUGGCCGCGAAAUAUCACCAGCUGAGGAUCAAAAUCCUGGGAGACUGUUACUAUUGCAUCUGUGGCUUGCCAGACUACAGGGAGGACCACGCCGCCUGCUCCAUCAUGAUGGGCCUCGCCAUGGUUGAGGCUAUCUCGUACGUGCGGGAGAAAACCCAAACAGAUGUGGACAUGCGAGUUGGAGUGCACAGUGGUACGGUACUGGGGGGAGUGCUGGGUCAAAAGCGCUGGCAGUACGAUGUGUGGUCCACUGAUGUCACCGUCGCCAACAAGAUGGAGGCCGGAGGGAUACCAGGUCGUGUCCACAUCUCGCAGAACACCAUGGAGUGUCUUCAUGGGGAGUUUGAAGUGGAGCCGGGGAACGGAGGGGAGCGCUGCGACUACCUGAGGGAGCGAGGAAUCGAGACCUACCUGGUGGUUGUUCCUAAAGGACCCGUGGGAAAGAAUGGCAUCAACAGCGUAAAACUCUCCGUAUCCUCGUCCAAUGGAAACUCCCCGCUGCUGAUCAAUACGAGCGACUGUAACGGCAGCGUGAACACCGCCUGCACCACGCCGGAGGAACCUGAAGAGCUGGACACAAGGGUGGUAAACCCCUCUUUCCCAAACCCUCGGCGAAGGCUGCGACUGCGGGACCUGGCUGAAAGGGUGAUCGAUGCCCAAGAGAACGAACAGGAGCUCAGCAAACUGCUCAAUGAGGCUCUGCUGGAGAGGGAGACUGUCCAAGCGCUGAAGGGGAAACACACCAACCGUCUCUCGUUGAGGUUUGUUGACCCAGACUUGGAGACCCGCUACUCGGUGGAGAAGGAGAAGCAGAGUGGUGCUGCCUUCUGCUGUUCUUGUGUGGUACUGCUCUUCACCGCUGCUAUGGAGGCCCUCAUAGACCCCAGGUUGAUUGCAAAUUACAUCACCUUUGCUGUGGGAGAAGUCCUGCUCCUGAUCCUGACAAUCUGUUCGCUGGCUGCCAUCUUCCCCAGAGUUUUUCCCAAGAAGCUUGUUGGUUUCUCAACUUGGAUUGACCACACUCGCUGGGCUCGCAACACCUGGGCCAUGGCGGCCAUCUUCAUACUUACCAUGACUGACAUUGUGGAUAUGCUGAGCUGUCUGCCUCAAAGCCCAACGUCAGUCAACGCCCCGUCCUUCUCCUCCACGUGGUCAAACCCUGAAGGCUGCCUGAACAACCCCAAAUAUUACAGCUACAUUGCUGUGCUGGCGCUGAUGGCCACCACCAUGCUGGUCCAAGUCAGCCACAUGGUUAAGCUCACGUUGAUGCUGCUCAUCACCGUGGCGACUGGCGUUGUUAAUAUAUAUAGCUGGAGGGAUGUGUUCGACCGCUACGACAUGGCACGCUUUCAGGAAUACAGGUCCUAUCUCGUGCCCUCCAAGUUCACAAUGACAGUUAUGAUCUUCAUUAUGAUGCUCAGCUUUUAUUAUUUCUCCCGACAUGUGGAGAAACUCGCUCGCACCCUGUUCCUGUGGAAGCUUGAGGUCCACGAGCAGAAGGAGAAAGUGUACGAGAUGAGGCGCUGGAAUGAGGCGCUGGUGACCAACAUGCUUCCUGAACAUGUCGCUCGACACUUCCUGGGCUCAAAGAAAAGAGACGAGGAGUUGUACAGCCAGUCAUACGAUGAGAUCGGAGUCAUGUUUGCCUCCAUCCCCAACUUCUCCGACUUCUACACAGAGGAGAGCAUCAACAACGGAGGCAUUGAAUGCUUGCGCUUCCUCAACGAGAUUAUUUCGGACUUUGACAGCCUGCUGGAUGAUCCCCAGUUUCGCUGCAUCACAAAAAUCAAGACCAUCGGAAGCACUUACAUGGCAGCAUCAGGUGUCACUUCAGAUGUCAGUAAUGGCUACACCUGCAUGAAGAAGGAGGAGCAGUCGGACAAAGAGCGCUGGCAGCACCUGGCGGACCUGGCCGACUUUGCUCUAGCCAUGAAGGUCACACUGAUGAACAUCAACUAUCAGUCAUUCAACAACUUCAUGCUUCGAAUUGGUCUCAACAAGGGAGGAGUUUUAGCAGGCGUGAUCGGAGCGCGCAAACCCCACUAUGACAUCUGGGGAAACACUGUGAAUGUGGCCAGUCGUAUGGAGUCCACGGGGGUGAUGGGAAAUAUUCAGGUGGUGGAGGAUUGCUACAACAUCCUCAAGGAAUACGGCUUCCGCUUUGUGAGGAGGGGGCCUAUCUUUGUGAAGGGCAAAGGGGAGCUGCUCACCUACUUCCUCAAGGGAAGAGACAAACAGGGUUCCUUUAUUAACGGCUCUUCUGUCACACUUCCACAUCAGGUGGUGGACAGUUAAACAGUUAAACCCCAACCCAAACGUGUUCCAAACGCCGAGAGGCUUGAGGAAAGAACUUUUGGAAUAGGAAGUCAUUUGCCUUGAAGCCAUGAAAUGCCCGAGCACCUGUCUGCAAAUGUGUGGCAUCACUUCUCCUGCAGGCAAAUGCUGACGUCUCUGUUAAAUAAACAUCCGCGUACGUCCACACUCGUUACUGCUUUAGGAACGCACGCCCUCCUUUCAGAAUGUAUUUUUCAUUCCGUCUCACGCGCGACCAGAAUCGUAAGAAGGGUUUAUCCGAAGAAUUCUGGAUUAACUUGAAAACUGAGAGUCGAGCAGCUCAUUGCGGACUGUUCAGGUUGUCCGGGGCCGGAUAGGACUGCAGCCGUCCUAUCCGGUCGUGGAGCGAGAACGGACGAGAGGCCGGACGUCGUCUAAGACAGCCUGAGCGGUCAACAAAACAAACAAAAAAAGCCCUGAGAAUACGCCGUGUGUCGUGAUGUACAUUUCCACUUCAUACAAGCGAUGGUUCAAAGUUCCAAAAAGAGUCACUGGUGGAAGAAGGCUGACGAUUUCUAACAAACAAAAGCAUGGAGUGGAAUCAAACUGUGACUUGAAUGCAUUUUACACCGAAGGGAGCACAAAUAAGGGCAUUGGCCCCCUUUUCCACUCAUUUUGGAGGGGAGUGUAUCAGCAUUUAUAAUCCAGAUAGAAAGGUAGAAGCUGAAGUGAAGCGUGCCUGAGCAGCGAGCACAUUAGAUCUCUCUGGUGGUCGUGAACGCCUCGUAAAAGACAGCUCAAACCCCGGCUGCUUUUUAGAGAGAAUCCACACAGCAGGACUAUUUUUACACUCAUUUUGUGCCUAAAAGAUUGAGAUAAAGGAUUGCAUCGCCCUACACAGUCCUUGUCCUUUUUAAGCAUCACAGUGUUGUGUUCAUUUUCGUCCAGUCUUAUUAAAUAUGGUGAUUAGUGUAAAUCGGGAUAUGAAACAGAAAUAAAAGCUAUUAUUUUGCGAUGUGCACAUUUAUUUAUUAGUGCCAAUUAGAAGCCUGACCUCCAGGUGUAACAGUACGCCAUCACCUCGCUUUUAACGUCACGCUUCGGUUCACUUUCGUUCCAGUAAGGAAAUAAACUUCCUGAAGGAGUUUUAGCGAUUGUCAAAAUUAAACAUAAACCGCAAACUGCUGGCAGGUCAUUUUCCAAUGAAUACAAAAUAAUAACGUGGGGGGGGGAGGUGUCCAGACGUUUUCCAGCGAGGGCCGCAAACAUAAGAUUGCUUUUAGUGUCUACAAAAUGUAUCAAAAUGGCCCUCGCAUUCUGUUAUUUUUAUACAUGCAUUUGUCCAGUUCGUUUGUGCUGCAUUUGUGCUGUUUUGUGCAAAUAACAUUAACAUUUGUGCUGCUUGGGUUUUUGAGUUAUUACAGAUUAUUUUAUAGGUCAAUCAAAGCUUACCCGGACCCGUUUGCUCCAAAUUAAACCAAAAUGCUCGAGUUUGUUUGUGCUAUUUUGUGCAAUUAAAAUGACGGUUUGCGCGGUCGUACUGUUUGAGUUGUCAAAGAUUUAGCAUCGGGCUAUUGCUUAAUCAUUCCCCCGACAUGCUCAGAAUGAAACCAAAAGAGUCAUUUUUUCCCUCUUCAUUUGUGCUGUUUUGUGCAAUAAAAAUAUUGAUUGUGCUGUUAGUUUUUUAGUUAUUAAACUUAUUACAAAGACCAACCUAAAGUACACCCAGCCUCUCACUUUCUCCAAAUUAAACCAAAAUAGUCCCAUUUGUUAGUGCUGCUUUCAUUUGCGCUGUUUUGUGCAUAUAACAUGAACAUUAGUACUGUUUUCGUUUUUGAGUUAUUAUUAGUUUGAGUUAUUGAGUUAUAUAAGUUCACCCAGCCCCCCAUUUGCUCCAACUAAACCAAAAUAGUCCAAUUUGUUUGUGCUAUGUUUGUGCUGUUUUGUGCAAUUAAAAUGCCCGUUUGUGCAGUCGUACUGUUUGAGUUAUCAAAGAUUUAAGCUAUUGCUUAAUCAGCCCCCGGACAUGCUCAGAAUGAAACCAAAAUAGUCAUUUUUCGCCUCUUUAUUUGUGCUGUUUUGUGCAAUAAAAAUAUUGAUUGUGCUGCUUGUUUUAUAGUUAAUAUUAUAAUAAUAUUAAUUAUAUAAUACUAAUUUAAUAAUAAUAUUGAACUAUUUUUUUGCCUUUUAACAAAAUUCAAAAACACAAAUAUUAAAGCGGGCCCUCACAUUUUUCGUUUUCAGUAUGCGAGUCUGUGGAAAACGUUUGGACACCCCCGUCCCAAAAAGACCAAAUCAAUGUGAAACAAACACAAACCGUAAGUAUUUGCUUUGGUCGUAUUCGCAGCACAUCAGAAAAGAGGCAAAAAUGUCCGUCACUGUUUUUCGAAGUCGUAGCUGAUGCGUGCGAAUCUCUCCUUUGGCCGAAAACACAAACAUCAUUAUUGUGUGCUUUCACGGAUGGACGAAGGAAAUGAAAACAAUAUUCACAUUUGGGAGGCUGAAAUCUGAGGAUAUUUACAUUUUGAAAUGGAAACCCAUGAAUGGAAGACCAAAACAGUUGUCGGCUCAUUGGAUUGAAUAGUUGCAUCUGCAAAGUGCAGUAAAUGCGGUGGUUCCAGCUUCUAGUGCCGAAAAAUGGGACUGGAAAGGGACAUCCGUACUGUACCCAAACGAGUGUUCAUGUACCGUCACACCCCUAGUUUGACCUGACGAAAGCCAUUUCCGUUUAGUAAUAAAGUGCAUUUUCUUUGAUGUCAGGGACAAGACCUUUGUCUUUGAUGUGGCGAGCACAUAGCGUUAGCGCCCGUGAUCUCCACUCUUCCAUUCAUGGCGACGAAAUAAGAUUGCUGUUCCUUGUUGCGGGUAGUUUUAGAUUGCAAGUCUUUCAUCUUGAACCAGAUUCCGAAUCCAGUCUUUCAUGCGACAGAUUUAGUGUUAUCGAUGUCACUUCCAUUACAAACUAUUGUUGUACACCGGCCCGGGCACCCCUUGUGUUGCUGUUGGUGCCAUAGCAUAAAUGCUAACAUUGACAUUCAUGCUGUGUGAAUUAACACUGCUAUUAAAUAUAGUAUUUCUUUUCUUGAACAGUGAUGGAAAUGACAAUUUCAAAUCACGGCUAUCUGGCAAACAAAAAGCAGCGGUAGAAAAUGUUGACGUACGUUGCACUUUACAUGAAUAUUUCAAUGAAUUUGUGCCACUUUGUCUUUAAAUUCUUGACAACAAAAAAAAUCAUAGCUUUAGUUACUUCUCAGGUCGAGAUUGUGCUGAAAUUAACAUGCAUUUUUUAAAAAUACAGUGGAACCUCGAUUAGCAUCCGCCCUGGUUAGCAGGUUUUUUGGUUAAGGUCAGCUAGCUAAACAAAAUGGCAACCGGAACCGGAAGUUACGUCGUCUGUCUAUGAUGUUGACGUUUGACUCUGAAAAAUGUCAACACAAAACAGUUAUUGCAGUUUUUGCAGUUGUAGUUCAGUUCAGUUCAGUUCUAGUACGUUUAUGGCCUUCUAGAACAGACUCAUUGGAUUCACAUUAUUUUUUUGGUAAAAACUUUGAUUCAGUUCACAGAACGAAUGAAUGACGCUAACCAAGGUUCCACUGUGUUUGUUUUUCUUUAUCUUUGGGUAUAGUUUGUCUUCUUUCAGUUGUUAAAGCGUCUUCUUAUAGAAAAGUGUCAUUCAUGCAAAUUAGGUUUAUUUAUAAGCCAUUACUGGAGAUAUUUAACCAGAUUUGACUUUUACCCUAAACUAAAGACUUGAAGCACUACUAGCCCAAGCUUUAGGUAGAGGCCAUUCAAGUACAGUCAAACCUCGGUUUUCAAACACCACAGUUUUUGUAUGAUUCGUUUUUUGCAAACAAAUUUUGCCCCAGUUUUCAGGAGGCUCAGCCAAACAGACUUUCCCAGCAGACCCUCACAAUACGUUUGGGUCUUCCAGGUCUGGCCCAAGACAGAAGUCCAAUAACAAAGCACCGCUCGGGUUCAGAUCAGGGGGGCCCGUUCCUCCCGAUCCCGGCGCUCCAGGUCUCACUGUCGCUGCCAGUGUGAGCAUCGAAGUCCUUGAGCUUCACAAGUCUGCCACCCCGUGUCCCGCUGCGUCUACGUUUUCCUGGGACGGGUCCUCCUGCCGUCGGAGGCAAACCUUUCGUGAAAAAUUCCCAACGAAAACCGAGUCAUACAAGAACGGAGUGAAACGCGAGGUUUGAGGCUAGCGUACUGUCGGAAUGGCAGCAGGGACACAUAAUUGCUAAACAUGUUUUCAGUCCAGUGGGAACCUGUGCAAUAGUUUCUUAUAUGAACCUUUACAAAGUAUUUCAAGGAAAAGCCUUCCUUCCCCUUUAACUGAUAUUUUUAUAAAGAUUGUGCUCUAUUUUAAGAAGGAGAACGUGUGUUGUACAUGGAGUCCAAACAAUAUUGUCACAUGACAUAACCCUCAUGUGAAAGUGCCAAUGAUGGAUUUGAAAUGUCCUUAUUUGGAUUUUGUAUUUAAAGAAUUGUAGGAAUACAUCAGCACUUUAACUAAUGUGUUUGAAGUGCAACAAAGUUUAUUCUAAAAUUCCACAAGCCGGGCCAGUGACUGGCACCAAAAGACCAAAUGACUUCACUUCCUGUCAACCUCAGUGUCUUCAUUUUCUCUAAAUUUGACUGAACUACGAGCCAACUCCUGUUUCUUCAUUGAUUUUAUUGGUCGCAUGUGCCACUCCUGACUUUCACACAUCCACUGCUGUUUCAUUUCACGUUCUUACAGGUCACUACUCCCUUGUUCAUGUCACUUGUCAUAAUAAAGUCCCUUUCAAAUCAAA